AUGGAGCCACCAACAGAGGAAGAUAAUAAUCAAGAUGAUUCAAUGUUGAGUCAUCUAUUUAUGCCAACAAGAUUGCCUAAUGUAUUUGAUCAGCAGGAACAAGAUGAAGCAGAAAGUACUCUAUUUCAUUCGUUCAUUAAACAUGUCAGCAGUUGUAAAGUUUAUAGAGAAAAGGGAGUAAUAGUAUCAUCUGCUUUAAAUCAAUUCAGUGAUGAUAUUAAACAACCACCAAACAUAGUCCAACUAACUGAAAGAAUCACACAAUCAUUUUUUGAUUCAAAAGAUAAUAAUAAUAAUAAUAUUAAUAAUAAUAUACAUUUAAUCACCUACUUUAAGAAAUCAAAUUAUUUAAUUCAAAUCUAUCCAACACUUGAUACAUUUAAUGCUCAAACAUCAAAACUACAAAUUGCAACACCCAUUUGUUCAUUCAACAUUCAAGAUGUCAAUCAACUGUUAGAUCCAAUACUGGAUCAACCACCAAUCAUGUCAAUCGUUCGUCGUGAAGAUAGUGUGAUACCAUCACCAAACACCAUUCUCAAUUGGUUAAUUCCAUCUAUUCCUGGAUGUGAAUACAAUGAUUCAACAACCAAUUAUUCAACUCCAAUCAUUUAUAAAUCAAUUAGACCUGAAAUUAUUGGUUCUGGUCCAGAUAAUGGUUGGAUUAGAUCACCUCUCUGGGUCGGUCUCAAAUCAUUGACUCAUUUUCUUUUUAAAAGAUAUCGAUUAAAGACAAGAAUAUAUAAAUGGUAUGUGUUGGUAUUUAAAAUCAAUACACUUGUGGAACAUAAAGUCAACAGUCAAACAACAUUGGAAUACAUUGCACACAUUGCAAGGAGUUGUGAAAAAUUCAAAAUCAAAUAUCAAGAGAAACAUCCAACAACUGUAUUUGAUUUGACCAAAUCAAUCAAAGAACAAUGCCAGAUACUCUCUGACAAGGUUCAUCAACAAUGGGAUUCAUUCUGUCAAGUCGCAGAGAAAGAAUCUCAAAUCAGUACAUCCAUCAACAACAUUUGUACUGGAUUGAAAGAUUAUGGAACUGAUCCAACAAACUUGGUACAUGGAUCCCUUCAUCAAAAUAUUAAAUCAUUUGUAAACAGUACCAAAGUAGAAGAAAAGAAGUUAGAUGUCAAAGGUGUAAAUUUAUUGACCGAUUCAGCAUCCAAUUCUUCAAUAUCUUGUUUACAGGGAUAUUCUACCUUACUCAACGAUCUCCAACCUCUCGGCGCUGGAGACCACUUUGUUAUUAUCAUGCAAAGUAUUGUCAUAUGUAUCAAUACUAGACCAAAAAAUGAGAAUGUAUCAUUAGUCAUCAUAUUAAAUAUCGUUGAAGAUAUUAUAUUCAAGAUGUGGAAAAGUAAAAUAUUUAGACACGCACUAUCAAACGAUCAACAAGAUGUAUUCUCAUCAAUUUACAAUCUAAUGGACAUUUAUAUGAAGUUGGCAAAACCAAGAUAUGAUAAAGAUGCUAUUCUUUACAGUCGUUUUAUCUUGACAUCAUACACUUUGGUUGCUAUUUUAGAUAGAUUGACUUUAGAUUAUUGUCUUUUACUUGACAAACAAGAGAGUCAAGAUUCAACACCAAGAUUCAGUUUAUACUCUCCUCUACCACCCUAUGUCGACAUAUCAAUAUUCUCAGACCUAUUACUUCAAAACAAAUUCGAGUAUGACACCUUGGAAUCAUUGGAAUUAUAUUUUGAAGAUCAACGUCAUUGUAGUAAAACAUCAAUCGAUAAUUCAAUCUUUAGCGCUAAUGGUUUUGCAAAGAAAUGGGCCGAACAAUUUUAUCAAGAAGAAUUACAAGAUGAAUUGGAUGAUAUAGAGACCAAGACCGAAACCAAAAUCAAAGAGUAUCGUGAAUACAAAGAUAAAGUGACAGAUUAUAUCAAGAUUCAAACGGAACAACUACUUUUAUAUCCAAGUGAAAGCGAAACUGACAUUCGAAACAGAAAUAGAAUCAACUCUAACAUUCAAGAAUAUUACAAUUUAAAAUCAUCAAUCUACUACAAAUCAUUGCCAGAAGAUAAAGACGAACAAUUCAAACACAUUUUCGAAACCAAUAUCCCAUUCUACCUCUAUUAUGUUAGAAACUCAUUUGCUUUGCUAUGCAAAUAUCUUUUUGCUCCAAGCAGUAGUGAAAAGAAAGAUACAUUAAAAAUCUCACCAGAUCAAAGUAUUAUAUCUUUAUUGGUUACCAAAGAUAGAGUGCCCUUUAAUCUCAAUAUCUUUCAAUAUACUGAAUCAUCAUUUGUUGAUUGGAAUCCAAACACAAUUUUUUGUUUUGGAUACAAAGAAGGAAAUAAUAUUGUGGAUAUUACAACAAGCAAAUUUCAACUAGUACCCCUUUCAAUUCCAUCAAAGGUUGAAUAUAGUCAACUCAAUUGGAUGUUAAGUCAAGGUAGUAUUUCAGAAAAUGAUGUUCUCACAACUCAAUACUACACACCAAAAGGAAUGUUACCAAACGAGUAUAUAAGAUAUGGAAUGUUAAGAGUUGGAGAAUGUUUAUCGAUUAGAAAUAUGAUUAGAUACAUGGAGGAAAGAAAUAAUCUAAAUGGAAUUCAUGUAUUGGUUAUGUUUUAUCAAUUGUCAAUGCAAUGUGGUCCUAGAAAGAACAAAUUGUCUACAACAAGACCUUAUAGAAUUGGUUGGAAUGAUGAAAAUGUUUUACAAACUCUAUGUAGAACAGUUGACUCUGUUACAAGUGAGAGUCAAACCAAUUGGGAAGGUAGCGUUUCAAUGAUUGUCAUGAUUCAUUUUUUAACAAUUGCAUUCAAUACAAGAGAUAAAAAACAAGACCAAAAAGAAUUGGAUGAAACUGACAAAUUGAUUAUUAAAACGUUGGAGAAAUGCAGAGUGGUACUUUGGGAAUGGGUUGCCAAGUUGGAAGAACUCAUUCAGCAAGAAUUACUUCAUGGAAGAGAUAUUCAAGAAACAUCAGCACUAAGAAAGAGAAUGGUUUAUACAGCUAUUGCAAUCAUUAUGACAUUCAACAUUGACAAUAAUCACAAACAAUAUAUUAUUCAACAAACCAACUAUUUCCAACAUAUUGAUUAUUAUUUCAAAUCAUUGAUUAUUUUGGAUGAAAAUACAACCUAUUCAAGUAAUGGAACAAGAACAUUGGCAUUAUUUCCAGAACAACCAUUCUUGGAUAUAAUAUUCAAUCAAUUGUCAUUGAUUAUUUAUCGUCAAAUACCAUUCAUCGUUGAUCAUUUCAAAGAUGGAAAUCAAUUUGGAUGUUUAAAUAAUAUUAUUCACCAAGAAUCAAAUUAUCUUAAAUGGGAAAAGGGAUCAAAUAAUAAUUAUUAUGAAUUCCAAAUUAACAAUGUAAUUAUUCAAUUUAAUAUAUUUGAUGGAACAUUAUUAUUCAAUGGAACAUUUGAUAGAAGAUUACCAAAUCAAAUUGUUAAUCAUAAACUUUAUAAAUCAUUCUUUGAAUAUUCUAUUUUUCAAGUUAAUCAAACUGGAAAUUGUAUUUGGACUACCAAUUAUUCAAUGGGAGGAUAUAAUAUAGGAUUUUCUAUUUGUUCUGCUGAUACCAUUGCAAUUGUUCAAAUCAAAGACAAUGGAGAAAGAUGGAUGCUUCUUGAUCCUUGUUUAUUUAAUCACUUACCAAUUACUUUUGUAGAAUCUUAUUCACAUUGGAUAAAUAUGAUAACAAAUGAAAUAGAGUUUAGACCAAAAACAUUCAAACAAUACAAAGAUGGAGGUUUGGAUUCAAUUAAAUUUAUUGGAACUAAAAAUGGUGAAAUUAAAUUAAAAUCAACUGGUGAAUCAUUAUUAUAUUUUGUUGCAAAUAAUCUAAAGUUAAGAGAUCAAAUAUUCAAACUAUUCCAAUUGGAAUCAACGUCACACUUUCAUAUUUAUGAACAAGAAGCAUCCCAACAUUAUAGAAUUCAUUUAAAUCAAUAUGGAUUGGAUUUUAUUGUUGAUUGUAUUGUUGGACAAAUCAAUUCAGUUCAAUAUUCUGGAUACCGACUAUGUGAACAACAAUACAUUGGAACUUUGGUUGGUUUGAAAACAAUAUUGGUUUUGGAACAAAAUAAUUUAAGUGGAACAAAGAAAGUUAUUCUGCCACAUUCAACAAUUACAUUGGAAAAGAACGGUGAUUUCAACAAUGCUAAAUCAAAUACAACCACACUCAACCAUCCAUCAUAUUUUAUUUAUGAUAUUGAUCAAGAACUCAAAAUGAUCAAAUCAUCAGAUUUGACAGCACAUCUCCAUCUUUGCUAUUCUCAUAUUGUAACAUCAUCAUUGUUUAGAGAUCCAUUUACUGGUUUGAGAGGAAUGGAACUUGCUAUUAUACUUUUAAAGAAAUUUAAUAACAACAUGCCACUCAACCAAUCACAACUCAAUAUUUUAUCACAAAUAGCAAGUGUAUCACCAACAAGAGUAUCUGGUGAUAAUAUCAAACUAAAAGUAUCAAUCCUAUACCCACUACUCCCACCAAUGAUAUCACAAGAUGUUUUUAUUAUUAUGGUUGAUAUUAUAAAGAAUGCUCAUCAAGAAAUGUCAUUUUUAUAUAAUACUCAAGAUGAAGAAGAAGAAAGGAAAAAACCAUUGGAUUUGGUACUCAAUCGUAUUGCUUGGAAUAGAUACAAAAAUAUUUACUCUCCACUUUGUCAAAUCGAUGACCCUAUUGACACACCAGAUGAUACCAUCAUUGAACCAACAGCAUUGGGCAAAACCACCAAAAACAUUCAAAGAAUUGCAUCGAUCAUUGAAUACAAGAAUAUUCAAUAUUUGGAAAAUUCAUUCAAUCCCUAUUCAUCAAUGAUGAGUUCAUCAACCAUCAACGGUCCAGACUUUAAAGGUCUUCAAAAUUGUGUUCCAGAAUUUCAAGAAACAAACCGUCUCAUUAAUACCAAACAUAUUGACAAAAAGCAACAACUUGGUGAUGCAUUUAGAGAUUGGUAUCUAAAGUUAUUAAAAAUAGGAAUGGAAACUGCAAGUGGUCAUUAUAAUCUUUCAAGAUUUAAAUAUAUCAUCACAUUGUUGACGUAUCAUUGGUCACAUCCAUCAUUGACACCAUUUUUAGAUCACAUUGUAUUGAUAGCAAUAUCCAAACCAUUACCAAAUAUUUCAACUUUUCCAGGUUACACAAGUUAUUCACUCACUACAUAUGAGCAACGCUUAAUUGUUAAUGUACUUGUAAAGUAUAUUGUAUAUCCUAUAGGCAAGACAAGAGACGAAAACCAAAAAGAAAAAAAGUCAAUUUUGGAUAUGAUCACAACACAAGACAUUUGGCAACGAGUCGAUGGAACAAGAAUCAUUUAUCCCCUUAACAAUUCUUAUCAACAUGUAGAGCACAAGUAUAUUCACGAUCAAACUUCUUUUAAUCAAGAAAUUCAAAUGUUAAUCAACUGUUGGUACGAUAACAGAUUAUUGAUAAUAUUUUUGAAAGAGAUAAAUCAAGAAACACAUAAUAUUAUUUACCAAAGAGAAAAAAAUCUUUUAUAUUUUGUUGGACAACCAAUAAUAGAAAUUAAACAAAAAGACCAAGUAUCAAGUCAAGAAAAGGUCAAAAAUGUUAAAUUGUUUGAAAAGGAAAUACCUCAAGAACUACAAGAUAUUUGGAAGUUUGGUUUUGAUAAACAAUUAGAAUCAAUCUUGUCAACUCUCACCUCUAAAAGUUGUAAUAGAGAAAAGAUAUCAUUUGACAAGUUGGACAGUUUUAUCGAUGGAAUAUACCAUGAAACAAAUUUGGAAGAAGAAUUAUUUGAUGAUUUAAAUAUCAGUAAUGAAUCUUUAAAGAAAUACUCAAAUCAACCAACAUUUGAAAUGAACAAAUCACAUUCACUUGGAGAAGCUUUGGAAAAGUUAUCGGUUAUUAUUCAACAAAAAAUAGAUUUGGUUUGGAAUUUAAUUCAAGAAUUUUACAAUAAUCCAACUAGAAAUGAAAAUGUAGAAUAUGAAUUGGAUGGUAUCUUGAAAUGUUGUCAUUCUUGGAUUGGUUGUGUUCCAUUGACUGUUUAUGAAGAUUUCUCAAAUCAUUUGGUUGAUUUACCAGAUCAAAUAUAUCAAUUAAUUGGUGUUCACAUUAUCCUUCAAACUUAUAAACAAAAGAUUCAGAAAUGCAAAAUCAUUCAAGGUGUUGAUUUGGUAAAAGAAUUAUCACAAAGUAGAGAGACAAGAAAAUGGUUACCAAAAGAUUAUCCAACAUGGUUGGUAUUUGAAUUGGAACAAUCAAUAUGGAUCAGAGACACUCAAGCAGAGAUUGCUGUCAAGUUGAUCAAUGCUCAAAGUAAUGAAUGUGUUCAACUACAGAUGGGUGAAGGAAAGACAUCUGUUAUUCUACCAAUCAUGUGUUUGGCAAUAUCCGAUAAACAAAGAAUUGCUCGAGUCAAUGCAAUUCCAUCACUACUUCAAACUUAUAUUCAAGAUUUACAAAUGAGACUUGGAUCAUCAAUUCUCAAUCGACCAAUUCAUCUCUAUCCAUUCAAAAGAGAUAUUGGACCAUCGAUAACUGAAUCAAAUGUUCGAUCUAUUCUCUCCAACAUUGAAAAAUGUAAACAAAUGAAUGGAAUCAUACUUUGUACACCAGAACAUAGACUAUCAUUCAAUUUGUUUUGGAGAUUGGCAAAGGAUCAGUCAAAUAAGGAUAAGAUGUUAGAUGAAAUGAAUCAAGUAAUUACAUGGUGGAACGAUAAUAUAUUUGAUAUUAUGGAUGAAUGUGAUGAUUUACUUUCAUACAAAUACCAACUACUCUAUCCAAUCGGAUCAAAGAUUCCGCUCAAUGGGUGUUCAGAUCGUUGGAAAAUAAUUGAAGAGGUUCUAUCUGAACUGAAAUUAAUUCUUCAAAAACAAUAUGGUGACUUUAAAGAUCCAUUCCUAUUUAGAAGGUUCACAUCAGAGAAUGAAAACAAUCAAGAUACAAUGAAAGAGGUGUUAUCUGUUUUACUCGAAACAUUAAUCAACAAACUACCAUUCAACACCAACGAAGAAAAUCUUGGCCUUAUCAAACAAUUUGUUGGACCAGAUGAAGAUACAUCAACAAAAAAACACAGCAAAGCCUUAUUAUUGGUUGAAGAAAAACUUGAUAAGCAUCAAACAAGAGUCUUAUUGUAUCGAGGAUUAUUUUCAUAUGAAGUUCUUUUGCACUCUUUGACAAAAACAUGGUCAAAACAUUAUGGAAUUAGAUCAAAAGCAUCGUCAUCAUUGAAACGAGAUUCAACAUUAUUGGCAGUCCCAUUCAGAGCCAAAGAUACACCAUCUGAAAGGGCAGAGUAUGGUCAUCCUGAUUUUGCAAUCAUCCUCACCUAUCUCUCAUAUUACAAUCAAGGUUUAUCAUUUGAACAAUUCAGUAAAUCAUUGGAUUGUUUAAGAACAAGUCAUAAAAACGAAGCACCAGAUAUCUACAGAUCAUGGACAGACUAUGAUCAAUCAAUUGAAGAGAAAUAUAGAGAUUUCAAAUGUGUUGUCAAAUCUGACAAUCAAUUGAUCAAACAUCUCUAUUCACUAUUCAAAUUCAAUUGUAGAGUCAUCAAUUUCUGGUUGAAUGAAUUGGUAUUCCCAUAUGAAACAAAACAAUUCCCAUCUAAAUUGUUUGCAAAUCCAUGGGACUUGGUUUAUCCAAAAUCAAACUCCAAGAAACAUAUUUCGUGUGGAUUUAGUGGUACCAAUGACACUAAAUGUCUCUAUCCUCUUACUAUUCAACAAAAUGAUUUGGAUCGACUCAAAUAUACCAAUGUUCAAGUAUUGAAUUAUAUUCUUGAUCAAAAUGAUCAAUCAAACAAGGUUCAUAUCGUUGAUGAUAAUAAUGAUAUUCUACCAAAGAUUACACAACUCAAUCAACUCAACAACAAGAAUUACUACAACAUAUUAAUUGAUGCAGGAGCACUGAUGAUUGGUAAAUCAAAUGAAGAUGUUGUCAAGAGAUGGUUAGAAUUGGAAUCAACAACAAGAAUAGAUGGAGCUCUCUUUUUUGAAAAUGAUAAACUGACAACAAUCGAUCGAGAAGGAAAGAAGUUUAUAUUCAGUCAAUCACCACUCUCUGAUAGAUUAGAUAGAGUUUUAGUUUAUUUGGAUGAUUAUCAUACUCGUGGUGUUGAUAUUAAACUUCCAAUCAACAGUAAUGCAAUCGUAACAGUUGGAAACAAGAUAACAAAAGAAAAACUACUUCAAGCAUGUAUGAGAAUGAGAAAGUUAGGACAAGGUCAAACUAUUUCAAUUCUCAUUUCAAAGAAUCUUGGAAUCGAAUUAAAGAAUGAAAGAGGUGAACUUGAACCACUAUCAAAAUCACCAGAGAUUAAAGAUAUAUUAAAAUGGACAAUUCAAAAUACUAUAGAUACUAUUACCAAUUCUUUUAUUCAAUGGACACUUCAAGGAUUAAUGAAUGCAAGAAGUAAAUCUGCUAUUUCACUUUUGGCAAUGGAUAAUAUCGAUAACAAAGAAUCUAUAUUUUCAAGAUUGGUUGCAUUCCCAGAAACACUAUCACUCUACGAUAUGUAUUCUGCAUUGUAUCAACAACAAAAAGGUGACUCUGUCGUAUCAUUUACUAAAAUUAAAUUGGAAAAAACAUUUAAAAAAGAUAUUGGAGAUGAUAAAGUUUACAAAGCUCUUGUUCCAACCCAUUCAUCAUUGGCGAAACAAAUUUGUCGAUACGCCGAAGACAAGAUAGAAGAUCAAAUGAUUUUCUCCAACAUGGUUGAUGAAGAACAAGAAAAAGAAUUUGAAUUGGAAGUUGAAAAUGAAAUCCAAAGUCAAUUACCACCAAAAGUAACUCCCUAUCAAGAAUUAUUUAUUGGAAAGGAAUGGCUUGACUAUUUGAUUGGCACUAAAAAGAUCGAUGGUAAUGAUCAACAACCAUCACCAUUCCUACCAAUCAAAGAUAUAUUCAAGAAUACAUUGGUUUGGAAGUGUUUGGAGGACCAUGAAAAAGACUGUCUUUCACCACACCUUUGGACAACUCAAAACUUUAUCAAUACAGUGGUUCAUGACACCAAUACGAUCGUUGGUAAUAAUGAUUACUUUGUCAAACAAAUUAAUUAUAUUUUGGUGUUUUGGAAUGCUGGAAGUGAUAGUAGUAGUACUACUACUCCAAACAUGGUAUUAGUAUCAAUGAAAGAAGCAAACCAUUUAAUCCACAUGUUGAAUCAAUUAGCACACCAAAAUAAGAAUCAAUUGGUUGUAUCCAUUCAUCAAACCAUCCAAAGAGAAAGAAAGAAACAAACAGAGUAUUUUAAACAAUUGUAUACUCUUUUACCCGCUGCACUCAAUCCAAUAGAACAAUCAAUCGACCCAUUAUUAAAUCAACUCAAUGUAUUAAAUGGAUCAAAAUACUUUGAUAGUCUACCAGAGAUUUAUCAAUUCCUUGGUAUCUUUAGAUGUGAUUCAAAAACAAUCAUGUCACAACUCAUCAACAAAGGAAUCAUUGAUCAAUUUGGAUUUGUAUUAGAAGGUGUCAAACCAAGUGAUAUCGACAAACUCUCGAUAGAUGAUAAUCUAUCCAAUCAACUAUUAUCAAUCAUCAAAACAAGAAGAUUUAAAAAAUGUCCAAUCGAUCUACUUGAAAAGAAUUUACAACUCCAAAGAAUUUAUUCAAUUGGUUAUAGUCAUAUUGAAAAAAUUAUAAAUAAUAAAUAA
Messenger RNA from Cavenderia fasciculata, 9579 nucleotides. RefSeq lists its product as uncharacterized. The coding region runs from base 1 to 9579 and encodes 3192 amino acids. NCBI's taxonomy places the organism in Eukaryota, Evosea, Eumycetozoa, Acytosteliales, Cavenderiaceae. The transcript has 5 exons. The record is from RefSeq and is a predicted model, not a curated record.